This is a messenger RNA of Sparassis crispa, 2040 nucleotides long. Its product is annotated as Malonamoyl-CoA synthetase vrtB. The coding region runs from base 1 to 2040 and encodes 679 amino acids. The transcript is spliced from 15 exons. Gene Ontology annotation, molecular function: acetoacetate-CoA ligase activity. Gene Ontology annotation, cellular component: cytosol. NCBI's taxonomy places the organism in Eukaryota, Fungi, Basidiomycota, Agaricomycetes, Polyporales, Sparassidaceae. Gene Ontology annotation, biological process: lipid metabolic process. The record is from RefSeq and is a predicted model, not a curated record.
AUGGAUCAGUUUGCUCAAUCGAGGAUCAUAUGGCGCCCUGCCAAUCCCGCGCGGACCACUGUGGAGGCGUUCCGUCGCGCGAUUAACCUCAAGCAUGGUCUGAACCUCAGAGACUUCUACGACCUGUACAAGUACUCAGUAGGAGACUACACCUUCUGGCUUGACCUCUGGCAAUACGUUGGCAUCGUAUACUCUGUUCCGCCGGCAAAGAUCCUCGAAGAGGGUCGCAUGAAGGAGAUACCAAUUUGGUUCCCGGGAGCCAGAUUGAACUAUGCAGAAAAUCUUCUCCAGUUCAACGAUGACGGCAUUGCGUGCACUGCCGCGAAGGAGACCGGCGAGGUCUCUCACUACAGCUACAGACAGCUGCGGGAGAUGGUCAAGGAAAUGGCCGCGGCCAUGAGGGUGAACGGACUUGUUGCUGGUGACAGAGUUGCUGCCAUUGUCACCAAUAGCAUCUACGCCGUUGUAUUAGCGCUUGCGGCAGCGAGCAUAGGUGCUAUUUUCUCGAGCACUGCUACAGAUAUGGGGACCCAGGGUAUUCUUGAUAGAUAUAGACAGAUUCAACCCAAGUUCAUUUUUUCGGAGACUGAAGUCAUCUACGUUGGCAAAACCAUAGAUCUCCUGCCCCGCAUUACUGAAGUCUCUCGGGACCUCAUUUCGCGCGGCUUGCAACGUGUGAUUCUACUUCCUAGUGUGAAGAGUGGGAAAGAGGUGGAUGCAGUGCAGACCGCGAGCGUCCCUAACAGUCUUACACUGUCAGCAUUUUUGUCGACGGGAGAUGGUCGUCCAUUGGUGUUUGAACAGCUGCCUUUCGGUCAACCGCUGUACAUUCUGUACUCUUCGGGAACCAGUGGACCGCCGAAAUGCAUCGUUCAUUCGGCUGGUGGCGUACUGCUUCAAGUCAAGAAAGAGCAAGCCAUCACGUAUGGCAUGAACCGGGAUGACGUGUAUUUCCAGUAUACCACCACUGGAUGGAUGAUGUGGCCAUUCAUGCUGAAUGGCCUCUCUUGCGGCUGUCGCGUUAUCUUGUACGACGGCUCCCCGUUCUACCCAGACGUCCGGGACUUCCUCAAGUUCAUCAGCGUCCAGGGAGUGACCUUUUUGGGAACUAGUCCCCGCUUCCUGAGCGAGGUGCAGGGACGAGGCAUACUACCGUGUAAGCUUGCGAACUUCGACUCCAUCCGCAUCAUUGCAUCCACCGGCGCGGUCUUGACUGCCCCGACGUUUGAGUGGACGCAGCAGGCGUUCAACCCGGAUAUACAUCUCAUGUCUGUCUCCGGCGGGACGGAUAUAUGCUCUUCGUUUGUUUCCUCUUCGCGUACGCUACCCGUCUACGCUGGAGAGAUCCAGGCGAAGACCCUCGGCAUGAAGGUCGAGAUAUUCGACGUGCACGGCAGAAACAUCGAAGACACUGGUGUCGCCGGCGAGCUGGUGUGCACCCGGCCGCACCCCUCGCUGCCCAUAUGCUUCUGGGGCGACGAGUCCGGAGAGAAACUGAGGAAUGCGUAUUUCGAGAUGUACCCUGGGGUCUGGCGCCAAGGCGACUUCAUCAUCAAGAACCCAAAGACACAGGGUCUCAUGAUCCUUGGACGCAGCGACGGUGUGCUCAACCCCAGCGGUGUCCGCUUCGGCUCGGCCGAGAUCUACUCCGUGAUGGAGCAGUUCACCAACACCGUAGAUGACUCGCUCUGCAUCGGGCAGCAGCGCCGGGAGGACCCGCACGAGCGGGUGUUGCUCUUCCUCAAGAUGCGUCCCGGACACGCGUUUACGGAGUCCCUGGUAGACAGAAUCCGUGCUGCGAUCCGGAAGGCGCUCAGCCCUAGACACGUACCCGCAUACAUAUUCGAGAUCGAGGAUAUUCCGUACACCGUCAACGGCAAGAAGAUCGAGAUUGCCGUGAAACAGAUCGUCUCUGGGUCCAACCUCAAGCCGAGUGGAACGGUCGUAAACCCUGAAUCGCUGCAGCUAUAUUACAAGUAUAGAGAGGUGGAGAAGGUGAUCGGUGCGAAGGGAAACCCCAAGAUGCAAGCUAAGUUAUGA